CUGAAAGCUAAAUCGGGUAGCAUUAGAGUUUGUUGUGUCUUUAAUAGAUAGCAAAAUUGUAAUUUUAUUCAGAAUUUGAUUGAUUAUUUAUUUAUUAAGUGUGUAAACUGUAAUUUAUGCGAAUGCAGUCAACAAUUAUUUUUUUCUACCUGUGUUGACUAAUUUUUCUUCAAAUUAUCUGUGUAAAUUGGUUGUUUUUAGUUUUCAAUUAGGUUUCUCUUUUUUCUCUCUCUUUCUCUCUAUCUAUCUCUUAUUUGUGUUUCACCAGCAUACCGGGUAACAUCAUCUCACUUUUUCUUCAUCUUUAUCAUCAUUACCUCCAACAUUAGUCUUCUAUUUUUCUUUCUCAACAUCAACAUCAUCGCCAUUGUUAUCAUCAUCAUACAGUUAAAUUUGUUUUUGCAGUGUAUUCUAACCUGAUGUUUGACCAACAGCCUACCGGGCAACAGCAAUGCCCGGUUAUCGAACCAACUGUAGAGAACAUUGAAAUGCUCAUCUAUGAGCUUUAUUAUUGUGGGGAGAGGAAUGUAUUCGCCAACAAACAGUUGACUUUGUUCCAAAACUCAAAGGAAUCAUGGGAUUUCUGUUGGUUACUUCUUUUACCCAAUAAACCUGUUGAGGUUCAACAUUUUGGUGCCUCUUGUGUACAUCAUAAAAUAGCCAAAUGCUGGCAAGAAUUGGAUAACAAUGAGGAAAUUAAAAUUGCACUUCGAACUAAAUUAUUGGAUACUCUUUGCAAAUAUAUGAUGGAUGGUAACCUACGUAUUGUGCAAACUAAAUUAUGCGUCGCCCUUUCAUCCUAUGUCAUUCGAACUAUCAACAAUUGCUGGCCUACGGCGGUCUGCGAUCUCAUUGAAAAUUUGCAUCCCGGAAAGUUGUCUCAUAUACCGGUUUCUAAAGUCAUUAAUACCCUUGUAGAGAUACUCACAGUGAUACCUGAAGAGUUCAACUCAACUAACAUGUCAUAUACUGAAAAACCCAUUAUUCGUCAAUUAUUUAUCCAAUCAAUUGAUCAUGUAUUCAGUGUGAUUAAAACGGUCAUGGAACAAGUAAGUCUGGGCGCUGAUGUUAAACACAUGGCAAUAAAAUGUUUCUCCAAUUGGUCCCAAAAUUUUGGUUCCCUCAUCUUAAGUGAUCUUCAUGAUACCAUUCUUAACCUUAUACUCAAUGAAAUUAGCAAUGAAGAGCUGUCAGUUUGCUGUGUUGAAGCUAUAACCAACAUUUAUUCUCAUCCUGAAAUGCAUCGGUACCCCAAUACGGUUCUCAAGCUGAUUGACAAGAUAAUACGAUUUGAAGAUCUUCUUAAUUCAAGUAUUAAAGAUCAAAACAUGUUCCUUUCAGGAACUCUGUACAACCUUUACAUCAGCAUUGGUGAGACCCAUUCCCGUCUCCUCUUGAAUACCAUCAUUGACCGUGAACAAUGUCGAGAAAAUAUCCUAAAACUGCUAAGAAUUAUCUUACAAUGUUCAGCUACUGCGGGCUAUUAUCCAAUCGAUGAAACUUGCAGUGAACAAGCAUUCAAUUUCUGGUACACUUUUCAAGAUGAUAUUAUUGGCAGUGAACAAGAAAAAAUUCCAGCCUUUCUAGCUCUAUUCAACCCACUCUAUCAUUCACUGAUUGAUACACUUCUGGUCAAAGUUCAAUAUCCUCCAGAUUCUGUUUAUUCAAAUGACUGGACCAGCGAGGAUAAAGAGAGUUUCCGGUGCUAUCGACAGGAUAUUGGUGACUGUCUCAUGUACUGUUACAAUAUGCUUCGAGUCUCUAUGUUAUCUUCUCUCAUGUCUCAUUUUACUUUAUCACUUAAUCACAUGAACCAAAGUUUGACCACUGGUUCAGAUAAACCUUGGCAAUAUUUGGAAGCUGUCAUGUUUGCGUUCAGCUCUAUUGCAGAGAACGUCGAUAUUACAGAAAGUGUUUAUAUUACUAAAUUAUUCGAGUCACUUAACCUGAUUCCUUUUAAUCAGCUCAAAUCUCCUCGUCUUAUUGCUACCAUAAUGGAAAUGUUUGGAUCAUACUGUGAGUGGAUCUAUAACCAUCCUGAAUUUCUUCCCGGUGUUCUCUCAUUACUUCUAAUGGGACUAAAGAGUGAUCAUAUUGCCAUCGUUACUUCGACCAUGGCUCUAAAAGAUAUUACUCGUGAAUGUCAACCACUUAUGGUACCUUAUGCUCAUCAAUUAUUGACUGCGUGUGAGGAAAGUUUACGACAAGAAUCUCCUUUGGCAUCUAAGGAACGAUCACGUUUAAUGUGUACCAUUGGUCAAGUUUUAACAGUCAUGCCUCAUGAUUAUGUUAUGAACUAUUUAAAUGUUAUUCUACCUCCGAUCCUUCAUAGUCUUCAAGAAUCUCUGGAUCCUAAAAUCUCAACCUGUAGUAAUCUACCUUCUGUUCGUAAUAUGGUCGUCGCCCAAAUUAACAUGUUGACAAUGCUCUUCGCUACUCUCGAUCCUGAUUUUAAACAAGUCGAGCCUGAACAAAAUGAGCAAAUCAAAGUCAGAUUUAAAGAAGAAAAAAGAGAAAUACAUCCCGGUUUUCCAGUUUUCAAAGAGAUUCUACCUCUACUUAAUGGAGUUGUAACUAAAUGGUCGGCUGAUGAAGCAGUUAUCGAUGCCGUCUCCGAUUGUUUUAAACGAUCCUUAGCAAAUCUUCUUGAUCACGUCAAACCUCUAGUUAUGGACAUAAUCUCUAUGAUCAACUCAGUCUACUCAAUUUCCUUUCAACCUUCUUUACUUGACAUUCUGAAACAAAUCAUGAUCCUAUUUGGUACUGAUAGUGACCUUCAACCUUACCUGAUUCCUUUCUAUGGUCAAAUUUGCAAUUUAACAGUUGCACAUUGUGCUGAUGUGAGACAGAAUAGUUCCUUAAUUGAAUACUUUUACUCAGUGGCAGGGUUAAUAAUGAAAAAAGUUUCAAUUGUUCAUAAAUCAAUGGACAUUGAUAGUUUAUCUAUGUUUCAAUGCGCAAUGGCUGCUCUGAUAGCUGCAGAGAAACCAACCGUUCGAGCUGUGACCAGCUUCAUUACAGAAUUUAUCAACAAAAGUCGGGACCAAGAGCAAUUACAACGAAUAAUCUUAUCAGAAGGUGAAUCAUUGGUGGGUCAAGUGUUGAACGUAAUUGGUGGUGAUUGUUCCCCUCGGAUAAAUGUCGAUCUUAUGUCGGACAUCUUAGUCGCUCUCAAUCAAAAAUAUCCAGAAUAUAUAACUCGUUGGCUAUCUGUAUAUGUAAAUAAGCAAGAUUUUCCAACAGCCAAAGCAUCAAUUGGAGCAAAAGAGCAGUUCGUCAAAUCAGUUCUUCGAGAGAAACGAAGUAAACGUAAAAUUAAGGAAAUUGUCAACGAAUUUUCGCUAAUCUGUCGUGGUCUAAUUGGAACUGAAUAUGCUCAGCAACAAAUUAAACUACCUUAUUGAGCUGAAUAAAGAAACCAAGAUGAAAAUCUUAGAUGCGAAUCCAUGGAUCCAAUAAAUAGACAAUGACUAUAACUAGACAUGGGUCAUGAUGAAUGCGCCGAUCAAGAGGGAAUAAAAUGUGUAAAAUUAUAGAUAUAAAUAUAUUACAUAUUUAUAUUUACACAAAUCUCGGUGUUUGAUAAUCGAAAGCUUAUUUCAACUGAUAUUUUUUUUAUUAUCAGUCGUGUUCAACUAGCAUAGAAGAUUAUUAUUUUACAUAUUUUGCACUUUUAAGAUACUGAAUUAUAUCGAGGCUAUCUUUAAAUACAAGGAAACAGGAAUUUUAUUAAAAUUUUGUGAUUUUCUUAUGUAUUUGAUAACAAUGAUUUAACCCUUGCAUUAUCGCAACAAAAGCUUACAAAAAAAACCAUUUGAACAAUUCAAUUUUUCAUUUUCGAUGUGUAAACUUUUUAAAACUACCUUCUCUUACCGGUGAAAUGAGUCUUAUACCCCUAAUCACUUUAGAUUUUCUUAUUAUUUAAUCACUUUUUGUUGAUCAAUUUACUUAGUUUUCUGUUUUGAUCAUUUUUUUGAUCGUAACUGUGGAGGUAUGAUUGUAAAUCAAACUCCCUUUCAAAUUCCUCCUCUUUCAUUAAAAUAUAAAUAUAAUUGUGA
Messenger RNA from Tetranychus urticae (two-spotted spider mite), 4058 nucleotides. RefSeq names its product importin-13. Gene Ontology annotation, biological process: protein import into nucleus. Gene Ontology annotation, molecular function: small GTPase binding. Gene Ontology annotation, cellular component: cytoplasm. The record is from RefSeq and is a predicted model, not a curated record. NCBI's taxonomy places the organism in Eukaryota, Metazoa, Arthropoda, Arachnida, Trombidiformes, Tetranychidae.